AUGGCAUUUACCGUCCAGCCCUGUUUUCCGGCCGACGCCCCGGGCCUCGCCGCGACCAUGAUGGGCGCCCGCCUCACAGACCCCCAUUGGGCGAACAUGUGGGAAGAUCCGAACUCCGAGGAUAUCAUUUCCAAAGCCAUUCACCGCGUUCCUUGGAACUUGGUUACCGGAAGAAAUACUAAACGCCAUCAAAAAGCGAUCGAUCUUGCGACCGGUAGCGUGGUCGGCUAUGCCCGGUGGUGUCUCCCUUCCGAUCUCGCCAAAAAGAGCGAUGUUUGGUUAGAGGCUCAAGUAGCCGAGGGAACAGCAGCUGAGCGCGCGAUUUAUGAGAAACAGUAUCAAGUUAACACUAAGAACGGACAAGCUAUCGGUCUCAAGGGCGGAGAGAUGAGGAAUUAUCGCAGUGCGCCUCUGGAAGCGGUGGAUGCCAGGAUUAUGCGGGAUGGACCCUUUCUCACUCUUGAUUAUCUAACGACAGACCCUGCCUUCUGGCGGCGAGGCAUUGGCAGCAUGCUCGUGAAAAGUGGCCUUCGAAUCGCCGACGUGCAUGGAAUCAAGACAUAUGUGAUGUCGGAGCCCGCUGCGUUGAAGCUUUAUCUCAAUCUCGGGUUUGAGCUUGUAGAUACUGUGUCGACCGAUUAUUCUCAAUAUGGGGGAACGGAGCCCAUGGUCCAUUAUUUCCUAGUCCGCCAACCAUGUCCAUGA
Molecule: messenger RNA, 705 nt
Organism: Penicillium atrosanguineum
Lineage: Eukaryota; Fungi; Ascomycota; Eurotiomycetes; Eurotiales; Aspergillaceae
Product: GNAT family N-acetyltransferase
Exons: 2
Coding region: 1-705 (234 amino acids)
Molecular function (GO): acyltransferase activity, transferring groups other than amino-acyl groups
Source: RefSeq, a predicted model, not a curated record